AUGACGAAGAAGCAAGUGGCAGCGAUGAAGUUGAACAGAACGAGUGCUAUGGAGGAAAAUUACGAAUCUGAUUCUUCUCCUUUUAAGCUGGAGAAACUUCAGGAUGAGAACCAAGUUGACAAGCCAUUUAUCCGGAAACAAAUGAAGAUCCGGUUCCCUGAGCGUGGAAGAAGUGGAAGAUCCGUUGUAACAAUUAAGAAUCUGGAAUUUGCCUAUGGGGACAAGGUUCUUUUCAAGAAGGCAAAUUUGACAAUUGAAAAGGGAGAGAAAAUUGCCAUUAUUGGUCCUAAUGGAUGUGGGAAAAGUACUUUGCUUAAACUUAUUAUGGGGUUACAAAACCCGCAAACAGGUGAAGUUCUGCUCGGGGAGCAUAAUGUCUUGCCGAAUUAUUUUGAACAGAAUCAGGCUGAGGCACUUGAUUUAGAUAAAACAGUGCUUGAAACUGUUGCUGAAGUUGCAGAAGACUGGAGACUUGAUGAUAUCAAAGGACUUCUUGGGCGUUGCAAUUUCAAGGCUGAUAUGCUUGAUAGGAAGGUCUCCCUUUUGAGUGGGGGUGAGAAGGCACGGCUGGCCUUUUGCAAGUUCAUGGUGAAACCUUCGACUUUGCUAGUUUUGGAUGAGCCAACUAAUCACUUGGAUAUACCUUCUAAGGAGAUGCUUGAGGAGGCAAUAACAGAAUACCAAGGCACUGUCAUUACUGUUUCUCAUGACCGAUACUUCAUAAAGCAAAUAGUUAACAGAGUAUUAGAAGUAAAGGAUGGCAAUUUACAAGACUAUGCAGGCGACUACAAUUAUUAUCUGGAGAAGAACCUUGACGCACGGCAGAAAGAGGUUGAACGUGAGGCAGAGCUUGAGGAAAAAUCUCCUAAAGCAAAAGCUAAAUCAAAGAUGUCAAAGGCUGAGAGAGAAGCUCGGAAAAAACAGAAAGUGCAGGCAUUUCAACAGGCAAAACAAAAGUCAAAAGGGCUGAAGAAUGCCAAAAGAUGGAAAUGA
This is a messenger RNA of Ilex paraguariensis (yerba mate), 993 nucleotides long. NCBI's taxonomy places the organism in Eukaryota, Viridiplantae, Streptophyta, Magnoliopsida, Aquifoliales, Aquifoliaceae. The record is from the annotation of a GenBank genome assembly.